AUUCUAGGUUAUGUUUACUUUCUCGUAGAAGGCAGCAUGAAAUUUCGCUGGCGUGUGGCGAAGUCGAAGAUAUUUGGUCGAAGUGUUGAAAAACCUGUGAAAAACUGCUUAAAAGUUGAAGUUAGAUCCUACAGAUAAAUAAAGAAGAAUCAUUCAUUACUUUCAGUUCAUAAGUGCGAUUAUUUCAUUGUUGUUUUAAGGAGACUUCGCUUGCCAGUGCAGUUCAGUGCAGUGAAAGCAUGGUUCUGUGUUCAGGCUCAUUUCCGUGAUUUUUACUGUUUUGCUGAUGACAUCAUGCCAUUGUGCAUCGUGGACGGCUGCCCAAACAGGUCGUAUAAGAAGUCAGCUCGCCAACUGGAGGUAGAAAAGGAGUUGGGGCGAACGAUCUCUUUUCACAAAUUCCCUGCUGACGUGCAUUUACGGAGCCUCUGGCUGAAAGCUAUCAAGCAGCCCGAAAUUGAUCCAGAUCGGAGCAAAAUAUGUUGCCAGCAUUUUGUUCCUGAUCAACUUGAGUGCAACCCUCAGUUUAUACUUGUCAAACCAAAUGCAGUUCCUAGCGUUUUCCCUGGCCUGCAACAUCAGAAUCUAAGGAGCUGCACACAGCAGUACAGUUUUAUGUUGGGCCAGAAGGUUAGCAUAAAACUACAUGUUCGUGCCUUGUGGCAGGAUCGUCCAUACAGGUAAUCAUCUAAAAGCUUUGUGUGAGGUGCGUUCUUCUAAUGUCAUUUUGGGUAAAUAGUCUUCUUGCACAUUUUCACAAUGGUUUUUCCCUUUCUUUGCAUUUCUUUGCACGAAGUUCAUUAAAUAUUUGCCAUACCUCAGACCUAGGUAAUGAGAUCUAUCUUGGUAGAUCAGAGGUGUCCUGUUUUCCAUGCAAGACCUACAGUUUUUUUGUCAUCACAGCCAGUCCGUUUUUUGCGCUUUUUUAUUCACACUUUACUUCCUUUAAAUGCAGUUUAACGUUGUUGUGAUCUUCAAGAUAUCCCUUCCCUUUAUUAAUAGCAGAAAAAUGUCUAUCUGUGUCACUGGGAGUCUCAUACUCGUUUCAUUUUGCUACAUCAAGAGGAUUGAAAGCCAGUGUCACUUCUUGCAUGGAAGUAAUAGAAUUUCACCUAUAUUUCAAGAUAACUCACUUCUUAUGUAGUCUUGUUUAGUCAGCUGUUGCCAUUUAAUAAAAGAAUGGAGCCAAUCUAUUGUUCAAACAAAACCUCAUCAGCUUGUAUCACACAACAAUUCUUUCAGAUCACCGAUACUAGGUCCAGCCUAAAUUUUUAUUCACAUAGUGCAUGCAUUUUCCGGAUGAUUUUUAAAAUUUUUUGAAUGAUUUGAUGCUGAACAUAUCAACGUUAUUUCUGCUGUCGCUCACUCAUGUUCCACUCAUCUGGAAAUCUUCUGCUUCUUCAUUUCCUCACUAUUCACAAAACUAUCUGUAUUUUUGCUGAGUAUUGAACUUCUGCCUCUUGCCCAUGCUGACCUUUUGUAUGUGGAUGAGUUUCUUUCAAUGUUCAUUCUCAUGAUUUUGAAACUUUUGGCUUUUGGAGUGAAUUUUUUUAAAUUUACUAACCGACUGAUUUGAUGGAAAACAUCAACAUUAUUCCAGCUGUUGUUCACUUGAAUUUUGCUGAUCUCCUAAUCUCACUCUUUCAUUCCCCUUCUGCUCCCGUAAUUGUCUGCAUUUUUACUGAAGACUAAAUUUCUGCUUCUUGCUUGCUGAGCCUCUGGAAUUUUAAAUUUUUUGAUCAGUGCUCAUUUUCCUAAUUUUGGAACUCGACGCCUGAUAGAUUUAUCCGACCAUGCAAGGAGAUUAAUUCUGAUCUCAGGAAUAUGUAUUAAUUAUAAUCCAUACUCUAAUCCAUAUUCUUUUUUUAUUCCAUAUUUUUCAAUAAUGCUUGGUGUGAAGUAAGUUGCAGUUGCAUUUUAUGUCUUCACAACGAAAGUGAUCAAAGAAAUCUCUCACAGUUUACUUGGGACAUACUCUGCAGAAAAAAGAAAGGAAAUACUUGAGUAGUGAUGAGUAAUUUUAAUUUUGCUUGGGAUCGUUUGAAUGCAUGAAAUUUUUCAAUAUUGGAGUAUUUUACAACUUGCUGAAUGCCAGAUUUGUUUCCUAAUUUACAAGAUAUAUGUAAAUAUAUUUGCUCCAGUGCUCCACGUAUCUUCAAGUUACGUUAAUUAAAAUGAUUCAAGAAGUCUAACUUCUGCUCAUCGUUUACACGAACAUGUUUUAUGGUUUUGAUCGAACUUUGCCUGGAUUGUUUUCUUUUUUCCUCUCCUAAUGAAGGUUUGUGAAACGUCUGUUUUGGUGACCUGGGUUUCUUUAUUUGCAAACAGACUAACAGAAUUCUCUAUAACUUAAAUCUUUGUUUUAUGCGCUGAAAAAAUUGUUUGACCUACACCAAAAAACUAAUGUAUAUAAUUGGUGCUAAUUUGUCUUAUCGCUUUCAAUGAGUUCUUGCGCAUUAGCAAUUAGUCAGCUACUGAGGGUUGUAUAAGUGUGUUUUUGAAACACUGUGAAUUUCUACAAUGGUUACUCAAACCAUUAUUUUUGUCUCCUUGUACUCACUUGUUUUUCUUUUUUCUUUCUGCCUUGUGCUUUUGUACAUACUCCUGAGUUGCCUCCUCUCUCAAAUUAAAUGAGAAUAAUCUGAAAUUAUAUUACUUUAUCCUUUCAUUUACUGCUUUGACUUUUCAUUAUUACAAUUAUUUGAUUUAAAGUUCACCUUUCAAAGAGGAAAAAUAGUGUAAUUUAGACUUGAGCAAAAUCAUAAAAUCUCUGAAAAUGUUAAAAUUUCAAAAAGGAAUAAAUAGUUAUAAUUGGAAUCCGAGCAAAAUUAUAAAAUCUCUGAAAAUGUACGCUUUGUCAUUGUCCUAUAUUCAUUUCUCAACUCUUGCACUAGUUUGAACUGUACUUUGCCUCUCUUUACUUAACCACUUGCUUUUACUCCUAAUUUAUUUAUGGUCAUGAUUGGCGUGCUAUUUUGCUUGUGGUGUAUUUUCUUCUUUCCCCAUAAUGUAUUGCCUCUGAAACUGAAACAUUUUUUUGGUGAGCAGGGAUUUUUUAUUUUGCUAACAGGUUAAAGGGAAUUUUUCCUAAUUUCAUCCUUGUGUGAUGCAUCAAGCAAUAUGUUUUUUUCUUUUCCUGUUGUAUCAUUAUAUUUACUUUCUGAUUAAAACAAUACUUUUUCUCAAAUCAAAAA
Bemisia tabaci is the source of this 3194-nucleotide messenger RNA. Lineage: Eukaryota; Metazoa; Arthropoda; Insecta; Hemiptera; Aleyrodidae. The record is from RefSeq and is a predicted model, not a curated record.